UUUUAGAUCUGUAGUCUUAUCGCUUUUGCUUUGGGAGCAAUGCAACGAAAUGAUUUUUCUAUUCCUCGAAAAUCGUUAAGUCAGACAAGUAUAUCGCAGCAUUACGUAAAUGAUGUAGCACUUAAUAGUGAACCAUUUCGAAAUAUAUAUCAGCAAAUGAUUUUAUCACAUCUCUCAAGCAGCUGUCAGGACCGAGAAUCGAUCAGAAUUGUCCGAUGCAGAAUUAUAAGUAAUAAACAACUGGAGAAACGGUUCUCCAAUUUCCGACGGUCACUAGAGUCUCAGCGGUUGCCUGCUGAUGUGUCGUUUGGAUAUACUCUCCUCUCGAAUAAUUUGCGAGAAAUGGAACUAAUAGCACAGUGGGGCCUGUCUGUUAAUAAUAACUUCGUGGGAGAUUUGGGUGAACCAUCAUACGGUGUUUACUUGUCGGGACACCCUGAUUUAGUUACACCGGCACCUUUUCUUGGACGAACCAAGUUGAAGAUUUUAGCUUGCAAGGUCUUGAAAGGCAAAUGCAAUAUUGUUAGUCUAGGGUCUUACCAUCUGUUGCCUAAGCGAGGAUGUCAUUCACAUUCAGCUAUGCAACCAGUGGAUUGUAAAUUAUCGCGACAUGAUAAUUAUCGAUGUGAUCAGAUUUUUUUAUUCGAAGAGAAAGAAACUGGAUAUUCCAAAUCGCCAGCUAAUGUUUUACCUUUUGCCAUAUAUGAUGUAGAAUUCUCUCCGAAUACCGUUUUAUCUUUCAAAGGAACGGACUCGGUUGUUUGGAGUGGUAAUUUGUUGAUUGGAAGUAGGCGUUACAAUCGUGUCUCGCUUUGUUCAUUAGCAGCAGCGACUAAACCACCAUUACUAGACACUUUCGAAAUUACCGAUCUCAUUCACUGGACUGCGUGCUUGGCUUUUCCGCCGGUGCUUUUGAUCGAUUCUCAACGUUUGGUUUACUAUUUUACAUUAUUUUCUGAAGAUGAUUCUCAUGAUUUUGUUUUGUUGCACGAAUCUAUGAGAAUAAAACAAGCGGCUGGCAUAACGAUCUUUCCAUCUAUUGGGAUCUCCAUACUUCUGCCAAACGGAUCAUUUAGUGAUUUGCUAAUGCUUCCUAAGACAGCUGGCAAUAUUUUUCAUUGUUUGUAUUUAACGUCUGAUUUGAACUGUUCAUUAAUAAACGGUGCAUUUGAAGCGAUGUCGACGGAGGAGAACGACGAAUUUAUGAGGCCACUGUUACUUCAAGAACGUAUCGAUGGAUUGGAUGUUCAUGUUCAAGAACUGGUACGAAAUGUGGCUGGGAAAACUUCUCUUUCCGAAGAAAAUUCUAAUAAAUUAAGAAUUCAGGGAGAAAUAUCGAAUGCAUGUUCCGAAGCGGUCGAUAUGGAUAUAGCAGACAGUGACGAUGAUGACGAGAAGAAGGGAUGGCGUGUUGAACAUAUGAACACAAGAUCUGGAUUGGAAAAACCCUUAAAAGAACAUCCAAUAUCAGUUUCAAGCUCAAAAUUAAAGCCAAAUUCACCGCAUUCAAUUGAUGAAGCAGUUUUAAAAGAUAAACGGUUGCUUUCUUCUAAUCCUCGAUGUGAAAAGGUGUUUGUCAGUAGAGAUCCCAGGAAACGUCUCAUUAGCAGUCAGGAUUUGCCAAUUCCAUCAUGUUCAGUCGUAGGACGAAAGAUUUCAGAUUGGAGCUCUUUGCAUGAACACUCGGAUAUUAAAAAAAAGCCAGUACCUUCAUCACUUGACUUACCUGCAACUGAUUUUCGUGGCUAUUCACCGUCAGAUGCGAUAUCUAGUGGAGAAUCGUCACCGAGAGCUGUUUCACAGUCCCAGAACUCUCCAUCUAGCAGCUCUCCGAAUCUUAGAGAUAAUGACGGUACGGCGUUUGUCGGGAGUUUUUUGGCAAAUCAGAGCGAAUUGGAUAGUACGGAAUCACCUGCUAGCCCUCCACAUGAACCUGGUGUUUUCGUUGCUACUGCGCCAAAGAUUAUUUCCGAUUGUGAUAUGAGAUCGGCUACUGAUGCUUCAUUUCAAACGCCCGCUCGGCAGUAUAGGCCUCCUGAAGUUACGCCGUUUACAGCUUUAGCAUCAAUGGAAGCAAUAAAGAAUUCUGAACCGCUGGUAGAGAAUACUGGUAAAAAGCAAGCGAGUAAAAUUGAUUUCGAGGAAUCUCACUCGUCAUCAGCUUCUCAAAUUAAUGGGAAUCUCAUUAUUAAUGAUCAACCCACUUACAUUCUUCCCGAACUAGUUUCAUUUCCAUGCAAUUCGACUCAAAGAAAUCCGACUGAAAAUGAAAAGUUGGAUUCGUUAUUAAACCUUCCUCCACAACAAUUGCGAUGGGAUGUUCUUGCGAACUCAAAGGUCGAUGAUCGAGAUUUGUCAUUUUGGAAAACAAGCAAUAAACUAGUAGGUAGUGGUGAUGUGGACAUGCGUACCAUUCAUACAGUCAGUUCUGUUCCAGACACUUCCCGUGAUAUAAUAGCAUCAACCACGCAUCACGUAACACCUGUUAUGCAAGCACCGAUCGUAUUCUCUAAUGGCGAUACCGACCAUCGCAUGAUUUCAUCGACAAUUCGACCUUCAACUUCAGUGCAACCUAGCUUUACAAAUGAAUGUGCUGGACAAUUUCGCAUUCAUCCUUUUUCUUCAUUUACUCCUGUUCCGUUCGCGGGGUCCUUUCAAUAUCGUAAUAUUUCUUCAACCAGCUAUACAGCCAGAUUUGAGCAACCACGCAUAUAUGGUUUUUUCAAUCAACCAACAGUUCAUCGCCAACCAAAACCAUACUAUCCUCGAAGUACAAUGAGUGGUAGUUCUUCAGUAAUCCUGCAAAGACGAGGAGUGUUAAUGAUCGAUGAUGCUCAACUUACUGUUGGGACCUUAGAUCCGAAGUUCUUCCGAAUGAUCCUGGAACGUUUUUCAAAUUGGAGGAAGAGUGGUUCCAACUUGUGGUGGGUCAAACUGCAUACACAUCUCAGACAGACUUUGACUUUGGAUGGUGUCACAUCGAAUUCUAACUCGAAAGUAGUGGAAAGAUAUGCUCAUUAUGAAAAAAUAAUAAAGGAAUAUGAAAAUCUAAAAGUGAUACAAACAAUGAAACCGCAUGAAUGUGACAAAAAUAAGUAUGAUGCGAAUGUACUGCUGAAAUGUCUGAGUCAUACUGCUAGUGCGAAUCGAAAAUGCGCCAUGAUAUACUUGACCGAUAUAGCGAAGGAUUCAUCAAUGGGCAAGCAAAUAGCAUGCACGGGGUUCAAUAUUUAUUGCUGUACGGAGCUGUCGAAAAAAUUUGACGUUUGAUUCUUUGUUUGCUUCCAGUAGUGUAGGUUUUAUGUCGUAACUCCCCAUCUAUGAUCUAUCUCCACAAAUCCAGUUUGACUGAUUUUUUUAAUUCAAUAUUGUUGGUGGC
Messenger RNA from Loa loa (African eye worm), 3379 nucleotides. RefSeq lists its product as hypothetical. The transcript is spliced from 27 exons. Lineage: Eukaryota; Metazoa; Nematoda; Chromadorea; Rhabditida; Onchocercidae. Gene Ontology annotation, biological process: negative regulation of gene expression, epigenetic. The coding region runs from base 40 to 3270 and encodes 1076 amino acids. The record is from RefSeq and is a predicted model, not a curated record. Gene Ontology annotation, cellular component: nucleoplasm.